Molecule: messenger RNA, 2319 nt
Organism: Candidula unifasciata
Lineage: Eukaryota; Metazoa; Mollusca; Gastropoda; Stylommatophora; Geomitridae
Source: the annotation of a GenBank genome assembly
AUGGCGUCAACAAGCCACGGUCUCACAGUUUGGGCGAACACUUGCGUUAAAACUCCCAUUAAUCGGAAAACUAGAUUAAGUUCUUCGUUGCACGAUCAAGGCAAUUUUCCCCUAAAAUACAACGGUGCAUUAAAGAAUGGCAGAGAAGUGGCAGAUGUUGUGUCAUCUCAAGAAACUGACGUUGCAGACGAGUCAGGGCUUGAAGAAGUAGAAGACAGGAAUUCUUUUGUAACUGCAAGUAUUACUGAUAGACGUGAUAAAAUGCGCGCAACACACGAUACUGAAUUUUAUGAAAAACUUCAGCAACUAAAAGAAGAAAAUAAAAAGACAAUGGAAGCUUUUGAGAGACUUUACCAUGAUAAAAUACACGAAUGUGUGGAAACAGAAGGAUUUCAGGGAUUAGAUAGAUCCGGUGUUGAUACAAAAACUGUUCGUGGAAACCUGGAACUCAGUGUAAAAGGCAGAGGAACUCAUACUAUGACAGAAGAGUCGGUGGCUAAGAAGCCACCCACAGGGAAAUUUAGGGGAGCUACAUUGCAAACGCCUAUUCAAAGCAAAAAGCUACCUAGAAAUUCAGCACAUUGUUCCGAGCUUCAGCAUUUAAGUUCAGCUCCAACAGAAAGGAGAUCACAAAGCCUAAAUGAAGAGUACUGGCAUCAACUGUUCCUUAAAUCAAGAGAGUCUAGUGAUAAUUUUAAAAUACCCUUAGAGCACGAUCAUGCUAGUGAAUAUGAAACAGCACUUGCAAAGGUUGAUAAACUAUGGGAGGAUUUUAAGAUCUCAGAGUACUCACAGCGACGACAUUCUUUCUCUUCCUCAUAUAAUAAAAACAAAGAGAAAUCGGAAGAAAUAAAAAAAGAGUGGCGACACAGAAUUACAAUACCUAAGCCAUUUAAAAUGAGCAUCAGAGAUUCAUUAAAACCAAAGAAGAAAACACAGGCACAAGAAGAACUGGAACAACAACGAUUGGCCAAGCAGAAACAAGAAGAAGCAGAAUGUGAAAAGAAAUUCAAAGCGCAGCCUGUGCCUGCCCAUGUCUAUCUUCCAAAGUUUGAGGAAAUAAUGGAGAGAAAUGAGACAAGAAGAAAAUACAUAAAGCAGAUUUGCCAGGAGCUGCUUGAGUCUCAGGUAAAACCAUUUAAUUUUGACAUUAGAGAGAAACAGAAGAAGUCUCAAAGAGCUCAUUCAGCCCCAGUUAUCAGACCAGAUAGGGCCAGCAAUAGAUUCAAAGCCAAGCCGGUUCCGCGACAUAUAUUUAAUCAAGAUAUUGAUGACAAAUUUCUGGAAGAAGAGGAAUUACGCAAGAUUAGAGUUAAAAUGCGAGCUAAAGAACUUCUUAGGGAGUCAUCACUUCCUCCCAAUAUGGCAGCAAGAGAGAGACUUAAAGAGCAAGAAAGAAAAGAGAAAAUAAAAAAGGCAAAAUUGACAACAAAAAAGCAGCGAUCACGCAGUGCCUAUGGAAUUCCUGAUUACGAUGCACUAUAUAACGAAUUCAAAAAAGAUCUAGAAAGACGUAGAUUAAUUCAAACAGGAACUGUUGUUGAUCCUUUCAUCUUAGAAACAGAAAAAAUUCAUUCAAAUAAGGAUAAAAUUAGAAGAGAUAUUGAAGAGGAUGAGAAAAGAUUAAAAGAGAACCGCUGGCCAUUUCAAAGCUCUAGGAUGACACCUCGAAGUUCAAUGAAAUAUUUGGAAGCUGUAUCAGAUUCAAUGGAUUACAUCCCAACCCAGACUACUAGAUCUGCAGAGCUGAGAUCCUCAAGGCUUCAGAAAGAAAAGGAGCGAUCGGCAAAUCAUCAGAAGAACGAUGAGGAAGCAGAAAGAAAGAAAAGAACUAGGGAAGCAAAACUGAGACGGUAUUUGUCUGAGAAAAUCAGUAGUACUGACAUUCCUAAACCAAGAGAUUCUAUAGCAGAACGGCUGAAGAAAAUAAGACGGGAGGACAGAGAGAGACAGGCUGCAUAUGAAAGAGAGAUAGAAGAGAUGAAUGCAAAAGUAGAGCGGUCACCCCUACUUGUGGAGAAAUUUAUAGCAGGAAAUGCCAAAAGAAAAGCAGAGAAAACAUUUGCUGCAGCACUGCACAGUGCAGGACUAAAUGAUCAAGAGUUUGUCAGCGGUAGGAUUUCAAGACCUUCAAGUGAGGACCACCAAAAAAGUACUGGAGAGGAUCGUACUGCAGAUGAUCAGCAUAGUGAUUACUCAGACGACUUCCAAGGCGACAGUUUGGCCGAUCAGCGUGGGAAUGACACUUCUCCUGUAGACAGAGCUGACAGCCAGCCCAGCAAUAGUGAUCUGACUUAUACGAAAUCAGUGGAUGAUUAG